AGUCGUGGCUCAAGUCCUGCUGAACAGUACGCUCCCUCUCCUUCAACGUCACAAUGGCGGAAGCACCUCGUGCAGUUGCAGAGGGCACCAAGCGAGUGAAGAAGGGUUUGCCUGCCAUGCUGAAGGGAGGCGUCAUCAUGGAUGUAAUGAACAAGGAGCAGGCAAAGAUUGCAGAAGAGGCUGGAGCUUGUGCCGUCAUGGCCCUUGAACGCAUUCCAGCAGACAUCCGUCAGAGCAAGGGUGUGGCCCGAAUGUCUGACCCCAAGAUGAUCAAGGAGAUUGUCAACUCUGUCUCUAUUCCUGUGAUGGCAAAGUGCCGCAUUGGACACUUCGUGGAGUCUCAGGUCUUGCAGCAGAUUGGUGUGGACUGCAUUGAUGAGAGCGAGGUGCUGACUGUGGCCGACGAGGGCAAUCACGUGAACAAGACCAAGUUUAAGGUCCCUUUCGUGUGCGGAUGCCGCAACCUUGGUGAGGCUUUGCGCCGAGUUGCCGAAGGUGCGAGCAUGAUCCGCACGAAGGGCGAGGCUGGAACCGGAGAUGUGGUGGAGGCUGUCAGGCACAUUCGCACCUUGCACAAGGAGAUCCGAAUGGUGCAGAUGAUGGACGAUGAUGAGCUCUUCACCUAUGCAAAGGAAAUUGGAGCCCCUAUUGAUCUUCUGCAGCAGGUCAAGAAAACCGGAAAGCUUCCUGUAGUGAAUUUUGCUGCUGGUGGCGUGGCAACUCCUGCAGAUGCUGCCUUGUGCAUGCAGCUGGGUGUGGAUGGUGUCUUUGUUGGCAGUGGCAUCUUCAAGUCUGAGGAUCCGGCCAAGCGAGCACGUGCCAUUGUCAAGGCCGUGACUCACUACAAGGAUCCGCAGGUCAUUGCUGAAGUCUCCGAAGACUUGGGAGAGGCCAUGACUGGCAUCAACUGCGACGGCCUUGCAACUCGAUUUGCAGACAGGGAAGGUGGAAACAUGCCUGCAGCCAAGAAGGCCAGGAUAGAGUCCUAUGCGGACCACAAGGGCCUUGCAGGCACAGCCUUCUGAGUGGCUGAAGUUUCGAUUUUCCAAUCCCACCUUGGCCGGAGUGGAUUGUCACGAUUCUCACAAUUGUCACGCUCACGAGCUGAUUUUGGUUUCACAGCACAGAUCGCAACAGUAGACAGAGAUGUCUCUGCAAAGAGAGAUCCAGGGUCUCUGGAGGAGAUUCUCGGAUAUCCAGAGCCACAACCGCUUCUUUUGGCUUUGCCAUAGAGUGACCCAGCAGAGCUCUUGCUGAUUCCUCAGGCGACGAGUUUCUUUAGUUUUCUCCCCAGACCAGAUAUCAGCCGGUCCAGAGGGGACG
Messenger RNA from Cladocopium goreaui, 1323 nucleotides. The record is from the annotation of a GenBank genome assembly. NCBI's taxonomy places the organism in Eukaryota, Dinophyceae, Suessiales, Symbiodiniaceae.